GUCGGUGGCGCGCCUAAGUAUCCUCGAGAGCGCGCAUCAAGCUUGACAGCAUAAUGCGCGCUCCCGUGCUCCCCCGGAUGCGUGUUUACUCAGUCUCGUCUCUCCACCCUUGAAAUGAGAGAGGUACGGAGUAGAAGGGACAUCGUUUUGCAAGAAAACCUCCACGAACGGACAUCCAAGACCAAGACCGUGCGACAGACGAGGGCGAAGCGCGAAGAGUCCAGGUGUAGCUCGUGGAACAAUUGAUUCGACACCAAGGUCAAUUAUCUUUCUAUUAAAAAAAAAAAACUUCAGACACGGAGAAAUCACGAACCUCUGAGGAUGGAGCAGGCAUACGGGGCUGGCAAGGCUGGCGGCACCUUCGAUCCAAUCACGUUCUUUCAGCAGCCGCAGAUUAUUCUUCGAAUAGUGUCAUGGAUCUUUUCCAUUGUGAUCUUUGGAUGCAUUGCUAACGAGGGCUAUGUGAACCGUCCGGACGAGGUGGAGGAGUUUUGCAUCUUUAACCGCAACCAGAAUGCCUGCAACUAUGCCGUGGGUAUGGGAUCCCUGGCCUUCCUCUGCUGUGCUGUUUUUAUGGCACUGGACGUCUACUUUCCUCAGAUAAGCAGCGUUAAAGACCGCAAGAAGGCUGUGUUAGCUGAUAUUGGUGUUUCAGCCUUCUGGUCUUUCGUGUGGUUUGUGGGAUUCUGUUUCCUGGCCAAUCAGUGGCAGGUGGCUAAACCAGAAGAUAACCCCCUGAAAGAGGGCGGAGACGCAGCCAGAGCAGCCAUCACCUUCGCCUUCUUCUCCAUAUUUACUUGGGCCGGUCAAGCUUUUUUGGCGUUCCAGAGGUACAAGUUAGGUGCGAGCUCGUCUCUCUUCUCUCAGGACUAUACUGAUCCCAGCCAGGAUCCCGCAGGAGUGCCUGCUGCAGGCACCGAGUACACCGGAUACAGCCCUGACAUGGAGGCCAAUUAUGACGGCUCUGGUGGAUACCAGAACCAAGACUACUAGAGUUGAGUAUAAGGAUGUACACAACAGCCUUAACAAGCUAGGCUGACUGGGUUACAUAGGGAAAACUAAAUAUUUAGGAUGAAAAGGAACUUAUUUUGGGGUAGAAUAUGGGGACCAAAGCAGGCUGACAGGAAUUCAGGGGUUUGUUUGGUGCUAAAGGUUAAUCAGAUUGAUUGAUCUAGAUGUGGGUCCAUGCUGGAUUAGUACACUUUAUCCAGAUUUGUGAAAAGAAAUUUAAAUUAAACUUAUGGAACUUUGUCUAUAAAACAAUUAUAGGAACUAACUAGCUUAAUAUUGGCCAUACAGUCGAAGGGAAUAAACCUGACCAAACUAAAUAUUUCUAAAGACCACAAUGUCUUUUUGUAGGUAAAAUGUAGGCGCUUCAAUGAAAUAUAGGCUAUAUGUGACCCUGGAGCACAAAACCAGUCUUAAGUCACUGGGGUACAUUUCUAGCAAUAGCCAAAAAUAUAUUGUAUGGGUCAAAAUUAUAGAUUUUUCUUUUAGGCCAAAAAAUUAUUAGUACAUUAAGUAAAUAUCAUGUUCCUUGAAGAUAUUUUGUUAAUUUCCUAAUAUAAAUAUAUUCAAAUGUAAUAUUUUAUUAGUAAUAUGCAUUGCUUAAAACUUAAAUUGGACAACUUUAAGGGCGAUUUCCUCAAGAUUUAGAUUUGUUUGCACCCUCAGAUUCCAGAUUUUCAAAUAGUUGUAUCUCGGUCAAAUAUUGUCCGAUCAUAACAAUACCAUACAUCAAUGAAAAGCUUACUAAUUCAGCUUUCAGGUGAUGUAUAAAUCUCAAUGUAAAAGAUUUGACCUUUAUUACUGGUUUUGUGGUCCAGGGUCACAUACUGUAUAUCAUUAACCCUUCACCUGUCACUAGAACAGAUACUGCAUUGAUAGCUCUCUGCUGCCAUGUUGUCAAUGCAGGGAUCUUAAAAGAUCAUUUUUAAUAGUAUCAUGUUUGGGAUUAAAUCAGUCUCUGCACUGUACCAAGAGAGAAACUGUAUGAUAUAGCCUGUAAUGUAAUACAGAGAGUGAAAAAUAUUGAGAGAAAAAAAAUGAGAUAACUAUUUUGAAAGCUGCUCAACUGCAAGGUUUUUUUUUGUUUUUUUUAAUUGUGCAGCUAUGGUUGCAUUAUUAAAGAUAUUUUUCUUUACAGAAAGGCAUCAUUUCAUGUGCACAGUGGUUGGACUCUUAAGCAACAUUAUGUCUGUAAUUACACAAAAUAUCAAACCAAUGUUGUUUAUUUUAAAGAAAGACAUAAUAGGCACACUUUUCAAGCCGAGGAUUUCACACAAAGUAAUUUGUUGGUUUAUAAAUUCUGUAACUAUGGACCAAUUGUAAGACAUCACCAAAUAAACUAAAUUGCAUGGGCAGAAAGCUCCCAUGUCUAUCGGCGAUAGAUUAUCAAUAGACAAAGCACAGCCCACACAGAAACCACAUUCAAACAGACGUCACACCUCAACCUCCCUGAAAUGAGUUUUGGCAGGGUGGGAUGUGUGAAACCAGUGCAUCUUCUGUUAGUGAAUGGAUAUACUCGUGUUGACCUAAUGUGAAAUCUGGUGGGAUAUUUCCCCCUCACUCCAAACUCCUGAUCGUGUGAAUUUCUUUUGAAAUGACUGAAUUUAGCCACACCUUUAAUAUGAUAAAAACCUGUGUGAAAUUGGGCUACAUAAACUACAAUCACCUCCGAGUCAGUUCAUGCAUUUUAAAGUGUGACUUAAGAGUCCACAUAUGAUUUAGGACCGCUGUGCAUGUCAUCUUCGUCAUGGUAAAUGUUUACAUUUUUAUCUAGACUAGACAUAAUGACGUUUGACGUUGUUAUUAAUAGGCUUUUAAUCACGAAUGUAAACAAUGUGGUGCAACACUAACAUCCCUAGACUUUUGAAACUUUUUGUGAGGGAAAAUGGCCAGGCUAACACUAGGCUGCUUACUAAUGCUUUAUGCGUCACUCUAAAAAUGUGAACGAAAAUGAGGCAGAGCCCCUGAGCAUGAAAAAUUAGCACAUUGUCUUAAUAUGUCAAAUUAGUGCUAAUGACUACAGAAGACAAACCCAGCCAAUACCUCACAAUCCUGUUAGGAAGAACAGACUAAUAGACUUCAUUUCAAUGCUAAUGCUAAUGUGUCAAACCUUUAGGGCAAAUGGUUGUCAUUAUAAUGGUCUGUCACUUGUGGAAAUAGUAUUCAUGAUUAUGUACGCUAAUGAGUUCCUUUGUAGCACCCCUAAUAUUGUUCUCUUGCAAUCUUUUUUUUUUUUUUAUCAUUUCCAUUUUUUUUUUAUCAUAGUUACUGUAAAAUCUCUUGCACUAGAGCAGCAGUGUUGCGUUACAGAGAAAUUAUUUUUUAUUUUGAAUUAAGUUUAAAAUAAAAAUAUAAAUUGUUCAUAAUUAUGUAUCUGAAUAUAUAAAACCAGCAUAUUUUUAUUUAAUGACAAAGAUGUAAUAUAUUAUUAAUUACACAAGAUAUCUUUAUAGAUUUAUUACCAAAAUAACUGUCAUAAAUAAUAAUAUUAAUUGUGUAUUUUGCAUUUAUAAGUGUUGUAGCAUAACAUUUAUCCUUUAUCUGUUUAGAAAGUGAUAGUGUUUUCUGAAUCAGGAAACUUUUCUCUUAUUUUAUUUUUUUGUUGAAACUCCUGAACAAGGAAAGCUUCAAUACAAUCAAUAUACUAUAUAGGUGAUGUAUCAGAUGUGUUCUUAUAUAAUGUAUAUGUGCAGUUAUGGAGCUGGGAUAAAAAAUAUAUUCUUUUGAUGUGGUGACUGUCCAUUAACUGAAUCACUAGAUUAAAAUGGCUCGGUGUAUUUUGUCCUGUCUUGUAUGUUGCUUGUCUGGUAAGAUGUCUGAUAUAGCUGAAAAUAAAAGAAAAAAAUUGACUGAUGGA
Messenger RNA from Carassius auratus (goldfish), 3865 nucleotides. RefSeq names its product synaptogyrin-1-like. The record is from RefSeq and is a predicted model, not a curated record. Gene Ontology annotation, cellular component: synaptic vesicle membrane; neuromuscular junction. The transcript is spliced from 4 exons. Lineage: Eukaryota; Metazoa; Chordata; Actinopteri; Cypriniformes; Cyprinidae. The coding region runs from base 322 to 993 and encodes 223 amino acids.